UUUCAAUUUUUUUUUCUUUUUUUACAGAUAUAAAGAACUUCAAGAGCGAUGCGCCGCCAUUUUAUUCGAUACGCGUAACGCCAUCUAGCGACGAGAAUGAACUUUACACGGCAAACAUAGACGCGAUGCCACGCUUAAAAUAUGCUUCAAUUUUACGAGUACUACUCAUAUUGGGGCUAUUUUGUAUCUGGGUACAGAUAAUGCUGUCGGCGACGACUGGGGGGUUGGAUAAGGAUGGAGAGGAGUUGAUGAAUUCGAACGAGACGUCAGAACAGGUCCUGGCAUUGGUACCACCGGAGUUGCACAAAUAUUUGACCGUUCACCCGAAGAACAAUAGCGCAAACGCAACAGAGCGGUACGCUCCGAAGAACAUUUCUGAUAUACUCCGAGCUAUUCAGCGUGUAAACGACGCGCAGACGAUCUACAAUGAGGAUGUAUUUGGUCCAGUACAGAACGACACUAUCAUCAUCGCUAUACAGGUUCACACCCGUCUGACAUACCUACGUCAUCUGAUCGUCUCCUUGGCUCAAGCGAGAGACAUCGACAGGACGCUGCUGAUAUUCUCACACGAUUAUUACGAUGAGGAAAUAAAUAACUUAGUUAGGAGUAUCGAUUUUACUAAGGUGAUGCAGAUUUUCUACCCCUAUUCGAUUCAGACACAUCCGCAGGAGUUCCCCGGAAUGGAUCCAAAUGACUGUCCCCGGGAUAUCAAGUUGGAAAAAGCAUUAAAAAUUAAAUGCAACAACGCUCUACACCCGGACCUGCACGGACAUUACAGGGAAGCGAAGUACGCACAGACCAAACACCACUGGUGGUGGAAGGCAAAUAGGAUCUUUAACCAGCUACAGUGUACCUCUACUCAUACAGGUCCAGUAUUAUUUCUAGAAGAAGACCACUAUGUAGCGGAGGAUUUUAUUCAUAUGUUAAAUUUGCUGCGGAACACUGCGGACAAGACGUGUCCGCAGUGCGAGAUACUCGGUCUCGGGACUUAUCUCAAGACCUAUCAGUACCACAGCACUAGCGAUAAGAGAAAGAAGCACCUAACACUCAACUACAUUCAGCAAGUGAGGGCCAUCAGUGAAGAGAGAAGGAAACGCCAGCAGACACAGUGGAACUACCAAGUUUAUCCAAAUCUCUACUCGAGCACUCAGAAGGUUGAAAUAACCCCAUGGCAUUCAAGUAUGCAUAACAUGGGAAUGGCGUUCAAUAGAACGGUAUGGGAGAAUAUUAUGGAGCUCCAGGAUCAGUUCUGCGCGUACGAUGAUUACAACUGGGAUUACUCAUUGCUUCAUCUGUCACAAAAUAGGCCUGGGAGGGAGAAGUUUAAGGUUAUUUUGUGUAAAGGUCCGCGGGUGUUUCAUAUCGGAGAAUGUGGUUUCCAUCACAAGAAGUCCAAUUGCAACGCUUCAACUGUCAUCAGUAAAGUACAGAAGCUCCUCAAGGACGCAAAGUCCUACCUCUUCCCCCCCAGGGUGACGGCGACGAUAACCGCUGGGGGCGCGAAACAUAACAAGAAGUUAACCAAAGGAAAUGGGGGUUGGGGUGAUUUGAGAGAUCAAGAGCUGUGCACGAACAUGACAAAAAUAGGACGACAAUUAAAAAAGUAUAUUUAUUACGCGUAGUUGUUACGGAGACGAUCUGCUUUACCAAAUAUUAAAUUAAAAAAAAAAGUAUAUUUUUGUUAGUAUUCUAAUGUUUUGACAGCUUGAACUUGUGAGCCGUCCGCCAUUUUUUUCUUCUUUCUUCUUUUAAAUUCUACCUUUCUUUUUUCUUUUACUAUCUGUUAUUUAUAACUGUCAAAUGAUUCUUAGACUUUAAAUGUUAUCUGUUUUUAUGCUAAUAAUUUUCCAGAGCUAGUAAAAGUAUGCUUUUAAUAGACUUUGAUUGAGCAUUUUAAUUUUUUGUAAUGUCUUUGCUGCUCAUAAAGUUAUUUUAGUUGGUUUUAUUUCAGUUUUCAGAAAAGUUAUCGUAUCCACUUCCUCAAAAUCUGGCUUUCAUUCAAUAGGGAGAAAAAAAUUGUUCUGUACUUAAACUAAACUAGGAACUCAAUUUAUCGGUUACGAAAUUAAAAAAAAAAAGUUCUUCUAUUAUUAUCAACUAUUAUCUGUAACGAAAAAAAUUAAGCUGUCAAAACAUUAUGUUAAUAAAUCGAUGCUUGAAAAAGAAAACGAUACACUCUAAUUGUUUACCAGUUUUCCAUUUCAAGCGUUGAUAUAAUUUUAUUAUUAUUAAUAAUAAUAAUGUUUUUUAUACAUAAAA
Molecule: messenger RNA, 2259 nt
Organism: Melitaea cinxia (Glanville fritillary)
Lineage: Eukaryota; Metazoa; Arthropoda; Insecta; Lepidoptera; Nymphalidae
Gene: Mgat2
Product: alpha-1,6-mannosyl-glycoprotein 2-beta-N-acetylglucosaminyltransferase-like
Exons: 11
Coding region: 126-1622 (498 amino acids)
Biological process (GO): protein N-linked glycosylation; oligosaccharide biosynthetic process
Cellular component (GO): Golgi membrane; Golgi stack
Molecular function (GO): alpha-1,6-mannosylglycoprotein 2-beta-N-acetylglucosaminyltransferase activity
Source: RefSeq, a predicted model, not a curated record